AAUGGAGAAAAUCAAAAUCAAAAUCAAAAUUAAUCCUUAAUCUGUUAGCUUCAAAUCUUACUGUAAUAAGAACAUUGAAAUGGCAGAUGAAACGGCUAAAAUUUUGGUUGAAUUUUUGGAGGUAGCUAUUACAUCAAUAGUGUAUGUAAAAGGAAUUUACCCAACCGCCGCGUUCGAACGACGAAGGUAUCUAAACGUCGUCGUUCAAAGAGCUAAACAUCCAGAGCUCAGAGAUUAUAUUCACUCUGCUGUUACUUCUCUUCUUCCUUUCAUCCCAAAGGGAUUGGUGGAGAGAGUGGCGGUAGUGUUCUUUAAUAACGAUUGUGUUCCGGUGGAGAGGUUUAUAUUCAAGCUUACAGUGAGCCAAUCUAAUGGACUGACAGUUGAAGAGAGUGGGUUAGAAUUUUCUCUUAGAUCCUUCUUGAUGAAACUCUCCGUUUCAUCACCUCUUACUCAAGUUCUUCCUAAUGGUUGUAGGUGGGAGAUAAUAUCUUACUUUCGAGAGAUUCCGGAGAUUGGUACGAGUAAAGAUGCGGAGCUAUGGAUCCCGACGGAUACGAAGCAGUGGCAACAACCUCCACGAAUAACGCCGGUGAAGUCGAUGAGCAGUGAGCCUUUAUGUUUGCAAUUGUACGUGGAACAUCCUAGUGUCUCUGAACCCAAAUCUGAAGAAGAAAAUGCAGGCUGAUGUACUUGCAGGCAGGGUGAGCAUGUACGCUUACUAUCCUAUGCUCUAUCCUCAGCGACGCCUUCUAGUAGGCCAAGCUUAAGGAGCAAUUCUUUGUGGCAAUCGCUUGAAAAAACAUAAUACGCCCCGAGGAAUUCCUACCAGGAAACUUCCUGACUCAAUCAUCCCACUGGAAAGCAAGAUUCCAGCCGGUAAAAUUGUCGAAGAAAGUGGUCCGGUACUUGUAUCAUUUUAGCUAGUUUUUGCUACUUAGCAGCACUAUGUUGUGCUUUUUAUAAUUAAAAUUUAAUGUAUACACUUCACUUGACUAGUAAAUAUAUGUACAAGAGCUCAUAGAUUUUAAUCUAAA
Mercurialis annua (annual mercury) is the source of this 1037-nucleotide messenger RNA. Its product is annotated as DNA polymerase zeta processivity subunit. NCBI's taxonomy places the organism in Eukaryota, Viridiplantae, Streptophyta, Magnoliopsida, Malpighiales, Euphorbiaceae. Gene Ontology annotation, cellular component: zeta DNA polymerase complex. The coding region runs from base 80 to 688 and encodes 202 amino acids. The transcript is spliced from 3 exons. The record is from RefSeq and is a predicted model, not a curated record.